CUCUGUCCAGUUCCUCUUACGGCCAAGAUGCCUUCUGUAAACGGAGCCUCUUGGGGCACAGGCGUUCUUCAGCCACGGUCGGCCAAGCCCGCCCGCCCGCCGUGGCGCUUUGUGAAGGGUAACAAAUGCCACGCUGCCCCAGCACAAGAGCCAUUGCUAAAGCGUUUGAGUGGUGAGCGGGCACACCCCGCUCAGCAUCCAGCUGCCAGGACCCUCCGCUUCCCUGGGUGGCGUCGGGCGCUGGCAGCUCCGGAGCGCCGAGCCGGUGAUGAGUCCGGCAGUGAGGUGACAGGACUGGUGCUUAUCUUCUCUUUCUGGAGCGCCUCCUGACACCCUUUGUCAUCCAGAGCUUUCCCCUCCGUUGCUGAGAGGAGCGAUGGCCACAACGGGGAACGACUCCUCCGUUUCCGAGGGAGCGGCUCCUCCACAAAGGAUCCUGUUUCCCCCAGAGAAGAUUCGCAUGGCCUGGCAGCAACAACAGAGAGUUGGAGCGGGGCUCGACAACCUGGGCAACACGUGCUUCGUCAACUCCGUCCUGCAGUGCCUGACGUACACACCCCCUCUGGCCAACUACCUGCUCUCUCGGGAGCACAGCCAGUCGUGUCGUCAGCAAGGCUUCUGCAUGAUGUGCACAAUGGAAGAGCACGUUAACAUCGUCCUGCGUUCCUCAGACAGCGCCAUCCAGCCUACGGCUGUCGUCAGUGUUCUCACACGCAUAGGAGAACAUUUCCAGCUUGGCGUGCAGGAGGACGCCCACGAGUUCUUACGCUACACGGUCGAUGCCAUGCAGAGGGCUUGUCUGAGUGGCAGCAGCGAGUAAGCAAAUUGCCUCUCCAGUGUUCCGAAGCCCUUCGCACUCCUUCACGUAACCCCGUCAAGGAAAACCUGUGCCCAGGGUUUUCAGGCCAAGUAAAACUCCUGGAGGAGAUAACUCUCUGCCGCCUUACCAUUUA
Molecule: messenger RNA, 953 nt
Organism: Phalacrocorax carbo (great cormorant)
Lineage: Eukaryota; Metazoa; Chordata; Aves; Suliformes; Phalacrocoracidae
Source: RefSeq, a predicted model, not a curated record